Halteromyces radiatus is the source of this 1746-nucleotide messenger RNA. RefSeq names its product UDP-glucose/GDP-mannose dehydrogenase family, NAD binding domain-containing protein. The transcript is spliced from 4 exons. Bases 79 to 1497 code for a protein of 472 amino acids. Gene Ontology annotation, cellular component: nucleus; cytosol. The record is from RefSeq and is a predicted model, not a curated record. Gene Ontology annotation, biological process: glycosaminoglycan biosynthetic process. NCBI's taxonomy places the organism in Eukaryota, Fungi, Mucoromycota, Mucoromycetes, Mucorales, Cunninghamellaceae. Gene Ontology annotation, molecular function: NAD binding; UDP-glucose 6-dehydrogenase activity.
UUUCUUCUUUUACUACUAUUCCUUUUUCUCUCUUUUUCCCUUUUUUAAGUUCCAUCUUACAUACAUAUAUAUAUUACAAUGACUGUAGUUAAGAACGUUUGCUGUAUUGGUGCUGGUUAUGUUGGUGGACCUACUUGUGCUGUAUUGGCAUAUAAGUGUCCUGAUAUCAAGGUGACUAUUGUCGAUCUUAGUGAAGCUCGUAUUGCUGCUUGGAACUCUGAUCAUCUUCCCAUCUAUGAACCUGGUCUUGACGAAGUCGUAUUUGCUUGUCGUGAUAAGAACUUAUUCUUCUCUACUAAUGUCGAUGCUGCUAUUCAAGAAGCUGAUCUUAUCUUUGUUUCUGUCAAUACUCCUACAAAGAAAUCUGGUAUGGGUGCUGGUAUGGCUGCUGAUCUUGCUUAUGUUGAAAGUGCUACUCGUCGUAUUGCUGAAGUGGCUAAAAGUUCCAAGAUUGUGGUGGAAAAAUCAACUGUUCCUUGUCGAACUGCUCAAAGUAUGCGUACUAUUUUGGAAGCCAAUUCAACACCUGAAAUUCAAUUUGAUAUCUUAUCCAAUCCUGAAUUCUUGGCUGAAGGUACUGCUAUCAAAGAUUUAUUGAACCCUGAUCGAGUCUUAAUUGGUGCUCUUCAAACUGAAAGUGGUAUUGAAGCUCAAAAUGCUUUGGUGGAUGUUUAUACCCAUUGGGUUCCCAAGGAACGUGUUAUCACUACAAAUCUCUGGUCAUCCGAAUUAUCAAAACUUGCUGCCAAUGCUAUGCUUGCUCAACGUAUCUCAUCUAUUAAUGCCUUAUCAGCCAUUUGUGAAGCUACUGGUGCUGAUGUGGAUGAAGUGGCUUUCGCUUGUGGUAAGGAUACCCGUCUUGGCUCUAAAUUCUUGAAGGCUUCUGUUGGCUUUGGUGGUUCAUGUUUCCAAAAAGAUAUCCUCAACUUGGUCUACCUCUCUAAACAACUCAACUUACCUGAAGUGGCUGCUUACUGGGAACAAGUUGUGAUCAUGAACGAAUAUCAAAAGAAACGAUUUGUACGUAACAUCAUCUCCACCUUGUUUAACACCAUCACCAACAAAAAGAUUGCUGUACUUGGCUUUGCUUUCAAGAAGGAUACUGGUGAUACUCGUGAAUCUGCUGCUAUUACAUUGAUUAAGGACUUUAUUCAAGAAAAUGCUCGUGUCGCUAUCUAUGAUCCCAAGGUCGAAGCACAACAAAUUUACAUGGAUUUAUCUGAACCUGGUGUCGUUGAUACUCAAAAACAAUUGGAAAAGAAUGUACAAAUUUGUCAAUCUGCUUAUGAAGCUGCUGAUGGUGCUGAUGCUGUUGUCAUUGUGACUGAAUGGGAUGAAUUCCGUGAUGAUCAAUUGGAUUACUCAAAAAUCUAUACUGGUAUGAACAAACCUGCCUUUUUGUUUGAUGGUCGUCUUUUGGUCAAUGCUCAAAAGUUACGUCAAAUUGGAUUCAAGGUUAGUGUUAUUGGCAAGAAUGAAUUGGCUGGUACUGCUUAGAUUAUCUUUUUUUUUGUUUCCGUAUCAUUUUGUGUUUUAGACCUAUUUUACCCCCCUCCUUGCCUUUUUUUUUUUUAUAUAUAUACAUACACUUACAUACAUCCUCUCAUCUCUUGUUGAAUACGAAUAAAAAAAAAAAACAGCCUCCUUUAAAAAAAAAAGUGUAAAAAAUAAAUAAAAACCAUUAUGAUCAUGAUGAUCAUCCAUUCUUUUUAGGUAAUCUGAACCUUUUUUUUUUUUUUUUUUUUU